Bradysia coprophila is the source of this 2310-nucleotide messenger RNA. Its product is annotated as glucose dehydrogenase [FAD, quinone]. The record is from RefSeq and is a predicted model, not a curated record. Gene Ontology annotation, molecular function: oxidoreductase activity, acting on CH-OH group of donors; flavin adenine dinucleotide binding. Lineage: Eukaryota; Metazoa; Arthropoda; Insecta; Diptera; Sciaridae.
ACACACGCAUGCGACACCUUCUGUUGUUUGCAUUUAUAGACAAGUAGAAAAAAAUUCGCGGUAGUUUCGUCUUGAUUAACGGCUAAAUCAGAUCGAACGUAAAGAAUUUUAUAUUUGAGUGUGUUGAACAUACAAAGUAUGAGAGUUGAUAACUAUAAUUCAUUAGUGAAAAACCGAUAAUCAUAAAACAUGACGCUGAUGGGAACAUGUAUCACAACAACAACACUUAUCAGUUUGAUUGUACCGAGCUUGGCUCAAUUCAAUUUACUGCAACUACUGUACGACGUGACUAACCAAUUCAACGAAUCUAUACCUGACACCAGUCAGUAUUUACCUGUCUAUGAUUUUAUUAUAAUUGGUUCAGGAUCGGGUGGUUCAGUUAUGGCGAAUCGUUUAUCCGAAGUGCGGAAUUGGAAAGUUCUUUUACUGGAAGUUGGUGACGAGGAAAACUUUUUAUCCGAUGUUCCGCUUACUCCUGGAGCUACUCAAGUCAGUCGAUACAAUUGGGGCUAUAAGACGGAAAAACAGCGCGGAGCUUGUACAGGUUUGAAAGGAGGUGUUUGUAGUUGGCCGAAAGGCCGUGCCGUCGGAGGUACUAGCGUUAUAAACUUUAUGUUAUAUCAGAGAGGUCAUCGAAAAGACUUUGAUGGUUGGGCUGCUGCCGGUAAUGUUGGUUGGAGUUACAACGAGAUUCUUCCAUAUUUCCUGAAAUCCGAAAGAGUUGAUCCAUAUCUGGACGGUAUGGAAACUGAUUAUCACGGAACAGAGGGUUACCUAAGCGUGGAAAAUGCACGCUACAAAACACCGUUAGUCAAUGCAUUUCUUGACGCAGGUAGAGAAUUCGGAUACAGAAAUUCGGACCCAAACGGUGAAUCUUUGCUGGGCUUUUCGAGAGCGCAGGCAACGUUACGCAACGGUCGUCGAUGCAGUGCUGCAAAGGCUUUCAUACGGCCGGUGAUUCACCGAGACAAUCUGCACAUAUCAAUGAGGAGUUGGGUCACAAAAAUCAUUAUCGAUCCUCUUACGAAAACCGCAACCAGCGUCGAAUUUGUGAAGAACAAAAAACGGUACAGAGUCAGAACUAGGAAGGAGAUAAUCGUAUCUGCCGGAACAAUUGCAUCGCCACAGUUACUGAUGCUAUCCGGUGUAGGACCCAGACAACAUUUACAGAAUCUGAACAUUCCGGUCGUUCAAGACUUGAAGGUGGGAUAUAAUCUUCAGGAUCAUGUAGCAUUCAAUGGACUCGAAUUUUUAGUUGACCAACCUAUUACAAUAAGCGAAGCGAGUGUUCAAAAUCCGAUUCAUGUUUUGAAUUAUGUGCUUCGCGGCAGAGGUCCCUACACAAUUCCGGGUGGUGCUGAAGGAUUAGCAUUUGUAAAAACAUCAAAUUCUUCAUUUGCCUAUGAUUAUCCGGACAUUGAAAUCGUAAUCGGUGCUGGCGGAUUGAGUGGAGAUGCGUCUGGUACUCUUCGAAACAUGCUGGGUUUACCCGAUGAAUUUUACCACAGAGUCUAUGGUAAAAUUAUUGGAAAGCAUGCUUUCGGCCUUGUUCCAGUGUUACUGAGACCGAGAAGUAGAGGACGACUUAGUCUUAAAUCAACAAAUCCUUUCCAUUGGCCACGUAUGGAACCCAAUUUCUAUACUGACAGAAACGACUUGACUACAUUGAUUGAAGGGAUUCGAUUGAGUCUUUUGCUAGCUGAAACGAAAAGUUUCAAACAAUUAGGCGCCAGAUUUCACACAACUCCAUUCCCUGGAUGUGAAACUCGCCCGUUUCUCAGCGACGAAUAUUUGGAAUGUUGCAUACGAAAGUAUGCCUCCAGCUUGCAACAUCAGGUCGGUACCUGCAAAAUGGGACCAUCCAAUGACCCGGAUGCUGUGGUUAAUCCUCAACUUCAAGUUCAUGGGAUUCCGAAUCUGCGUGUUGUGGACGGAUCGAUAAUACCUACAAUUCCAGCUGCUCACACAAAUGCAGCGAUAUUCAUGAUUGGCGAGAAAGGAGCUGAUAUGGUGAAAGAAUUUUGGAGGCACAGAGGAAGUGGAAUUGAUUAAUGUAGGAUAGGUAGAUAGAAAAUGCCCAACGAUACAGCUGUCAGCUACAGUAGGUGGAGAGAAUCAGUAUCAGUCUCAAAUUGUAUGAUACUAAUUGGUGUGUAAUUAUCAAAGUUUCCCAAAAAUUAAAAAAAUUUCCUUCAUGGUAAAGGUGUAACUGUGAUAAAUGCAGAAAGCGAGGCAGAAAGCUAUUGGCAACCUACAAAAACUGCACAUAAAUUCCAAAGAUUUUCAAUUAAAAGACACAAUAAGUAUAAA